Tigriopus californicus is the source of this 4769-nucleotide messenger RNA. Its product is annotated as sodium/potassium-transporting ATPase subunit beta-like. Bases 735 to 1739 code for a protein of 334 amino acids. Gene Ontology annotation, biological process: sodium ion export across plasma membrane; intracellular potassium ion homeostasis; potassium ion import across plasma membrane. NCBI's taxonomy places the organism in Eukaryota, Metazoa, Arthropoda, Copepoda, Harpacticoida, Harpacticidae. The transcript is spliced from 6 exons. Gene Ontology annotation, molecular function: ATPase activator activity. The record is from RefSeq and is a predicted model, not a curated record. Gene Ontology annotation, cellular component: sodium:potassium-exchanging ATPase complex.
CCCCGUCCUCGUCUCUUUCGUUGGAUUAGACCAGCGAGCGAACUUGAGUGUGAGAGAGAGCUCACCGUCGGCUAUCCUCCCCAAGCAUGCUAGCGUGAGUGAGAGAUAGAUAGUGGCUUUCCAUUCGUGCUGGAGGAACUGGAGGAAUGGUUGCCUUAUAGUAAAAGUAGUGGUGAACAUUCUUGUUCAAUUCUUACUUAGAUUUUCCAAAGUGGUGUGCUACAAAAUUUUACCCAUCAUUGUGAGGUAUCACGGUUGCAAAUUUUUUGGGUUGGCAUUAAGUGAGGAGAGGUGCUGUCAGGUCUUUGUCUAUCCGAGACACGACCAACAACCUCGAGAGGGCUGUGCAAGUAGAACCGACGAGGCUUCUAUCAUCUCCAUCUUCGAAACCGAAUUUUCUGGUUCUUCCAGCGGCAGCAGCAGAAACAGCAGCCGGCCAAGUGGACUAUAUAUCAGCAGUGGCAGCUAACAUCUAGCCCUGGUAAAUCGUGUGAUUAAGCAACAGCAGAAAUAGCAGCAGCCACAACAGCACUUCGAGCGAGCAGUGUCUCUUGCAGCACUACCACCCCCAGCAGCAACAGCAGCAACAGCAGUCGCACUUACUUCAAAGUCCUGAGCCCCUGAGCAGCGCCAAGAAGUACGAAAGGUUAACUAACCUUCAGUACUCUAAACUUCCGUGUGAUCGACUUCUUCAAUUUCUUUCAUUCCUCCAAAGAAAUCCAACGUCCUCAACCAUGGCCAACUCGAAUGCCAAAUCCAAUGACACAAAACCAGAGGCUCCACAGCAAUUCCAAUUCGCACAGAAGCCAGUGGAAAGACCUGGUUGGGAAGGAUUCACACAUUUUCUAUGGAAUAGUGAAACCAGCGAGUUUCUGGGAAGAACUGGCUGCAGUUGGUUCAAAAUUGGCCUCUUCUAUCUGAUAUACUACACAUUUCUGGCAGGAUACUUCAUAGCCAUGCUGCUCAUCUUCUACCAGACGCUCGAUGAUCAGCAGCCCAAAUGGCAAAACGCAAAUGGGAUCAUUGGAGACAAUCCAGGAUUGGGAUUCCGACCAAGGCCCGGAGAGAACAACGUGGAAAGCACUCUGAUGAAGUUUCGACAUGGAGAUCCAAGAAUAGCUGAUUGGGAUCUGUGGGCAGAGAGAUUGGACUUGUACAUGGAAGAUUACAAACGUGCCAGUGACAACAAAAAGCCCUCUCCUGAUGCGAUUCAGUGCGGGUUCGACAGACCCCCAGGCGAGGGUCAAAUCUGCCAAGUGGAAUCUUCCAACUUGAUGAAGGAUAACUGUACGAAAGACGCUUCGUACGGGUAUAAGGACGGGAAACCAUGUGUUCUGCUCAAGUUGAACAGGAUCUAUGGCUGGGUUCCGGAGCUCUUUGCCAACUCCUCUGACCUGCCUGAAGAGGCUCCACAGAGUCUGAUCACAUAUAUCAAGGAGAAGGAGAAGAGCAAUGACCCCAUGGUGGGCAACAUGGUGUGGCUGUCCUGCGAGGGUGAGAAUCCCGCGGAUCGCGAAAAUAUUGGCGAGAUUGAGUACAAGCCCUAUCCUGGAAUCCCCAAGUAUUACUUCCCUUACAAAAAUCAAAAGGGAUACUUGAGUCCAGCCAUUUUCGCUCACUUCACAAAUCCUAAGCAUGGUGUUCUCAUUUCAAUCAGUUGUCGCGCAUGGGCCAAGAACAUCAGGUUUGAUUACAUGGAACGCAUUGGAUCGGUUCACUUCGAGAUGAUGAUUGACUAGAUCUAGAGUCCCUCAGUCUCUAGUCUCAUCAUAUGAACCUCCGCCUCUAAACCACCCAAAACAACAACAACAGUAGUAGCAACAAUAACAACAACAGCAACAUUAGCAACACAGGGGCAUAUCGAGGAGCCUCUACCAAUGCCCGCAAUUUCUCUCAAAAAGCAGUGCCAGUAGUGACCAGAAGACAUUUUUCGAUCCGUAAGGAAAAGUCAAUCUUCAAGUCAUUGCACAAGAGAUGAAAGAUCUUCUUCUUCCGAGCUCUUUCUCUCUUCCAUUCUCACUGUCUUGGCGAAUCUUGAUUAGAGUGACAGAACUUGUCAUCGGCAAGAGCUACAUCACCAGCACCAGCAGCAGCAGCAGCAGCAACAAAAACAACAGCAACAACUACAACAACAGCUACAGCUAAAAAGCGACUUGUUCAAAUCAACCUCCCACCCCUCAAAAAAAAGACUUUCCGCAGUCAGUGCCUCUAGACUCAGCUUCAAGCCUAAGAGCGCACACUAAUUAUUAUGAAUAUUGAUCUUAUUAUACACACUCCACUUCUGCCGACCUGUUUCUUGUGUGCACAGUUCACUGUAAAAAGAGUCAUCGAACUACUGAAGCCAAGAAGCAAACCAAAUUUCUCUCUCUUCCUCUGUCACAAACUGUCUCUUUCCUUUUUCCUCUCUCUCUUUCUCUCUCUCUCUCUCUCUCUCUCUCUCCUAUUCGCAUUCCCAGGAAACGCAUUAACGAGUUGGUUCUAGUUCUUACUUUCAUCGUCGUCCCACGCACUCUAAUGUUCUUGGAACAGCCCUCGUCUACAGUGAUCAACUCACCUGCGAAUCAUAGAAAACCAUUCCAAUCAUCCGCCACUUCUAUUGAAGUGUAGGGCUUGAUUUCGCCUAAAACAUGACUAUGAAAGAAGCGAGUAACAAGUCAAAAUGUACAUCCAUCCCCACAGCUCCAGUCCCCUCAGAGGCUCCGAUUGAUCUGUGCAUGUCCCUUGCGCUCUGUCCUUUCAAGCUAAUUCCUCAUUUUCUUUCAACUUUCCUGCUGACUACUCUCUACCAGCCACAUUUCUUUUGAGGCGUGAUGUCUGCAUUGUAUGAUAGCCCGAAUUCUCGAAACAGAAUUCGACCGUAUGAAUAAUGGUACUCCUUCUUCUACGAUUACUACUUCCACCCCAAUCCCAACAGCAACAACCGCAACUAAGUCCAAAAGAUCGAGUGAGUGCCUGCUGAUGUUGCGAGUGUUCCCGCCAAUCCUCUUAAAUCCCAAUUCCCAAACCCUAAAGUCCAACCCGCCAUUCCCACCAUUCCCGCCAAGAAUCAAUCUGAACAUACGUACGUUUAUCAUUCAUGUUGCAAUAAGAUGAAGAUGAAAAAAAGGAGAAGACGAAUGGUCCAUCAUCGCAUUCUGUGGAAACAAACGUGCAAAUGAUAGAUUGACCCUAACGAUAAGCGUUUGAGUGCGUGUGUGAGUUGGUGAGUGCGUCCGUUAGGUGUGCUACUGGUGUUGUGCCCCGACUUUCUAUUGUGUCCUAACGGUGCUGCUUUUCAGAAGCAAUUCAGAAAUCCUAAUCACGUCGACGACAUGUUUGACAUUCGCGAUGACAAUUCAAGAGGUUGAUUUGGAAAUCGAACAACAUCCAUGAUCAGCAAUGAUGACGACGAUAAUAUCCCUCUCAAAAGGUGUCACACAAGAGAAGCUAUCUAUACAUAUAUAUUUAUCGAGUUUAGACCUUUUUUAAAAGCUCUGGAGCUUGAAGUCUUGGAGAAGCCACGCGUAUUUGACUGACUGAGCGAUUGAUUGGCUGAUUGAACGCACGUAUGAAUGGCUGAAUUGAGGAGAUGGAAAGGAUCCGCCUGCCUCUCAUACUCCUACUAAUACUAUUAUUAUCAUUAUUAUUAUUAUUACUACUACUACUACUACUGCUACUACUUCUACUUCUACUAUACUCCUACAACUAUAACUACUACUGCUACAACAACAAGUACUACUACUACUACUACUACUAUUACAAUUGCUACUAUCAAUGCUGCUCCAAUAUAUAAAUAUGAUGAACAACACAUACACCACCAUCCACAUAAAUACACACACAUACAUAUACAUACGCAUACAAACAACCAAGCCAACACAAAUUUAUUCCUACCAACCUUGUGUCCCCACUUCAUCUCCAUCCUUCUUUCCUAGCCUUAUCUCUUCUUUUUCCUCUUUGUCAUCCCCUUUGAUUCAAACCUGAAAGAGCCGCAAAUAUUUACCUGUUGAGUUUCUCCCCCCACCCCCCCCACCCACACGGUUCAAUCAUGUUGUCCCUUUGGCCCCAAAAGAGCGUGUAACACUAAUGCAAGUGACUUUCCAUGAACACUGCCUUCUUGUAAGAAUAACAGUCGUCUACCACAUCAAGAAACCUGUGUGUGCGAAUAACUGUCCCAAACCACCAAGUUUCCACGUCACACCCACAAGCAGACUAUUUACCCUCUCCAAGCAACCCUCAACCCCCCUAUCCGACCGAUUCACCUGGACCGACGACCCUGCCCAACCCGCCUCCCUUGUAAACAUAGUUGUAAAUUCUGUUCACAUCGUGUCCUUGAUUUGUUUUUCAACAUGGAGUUACUGUUAUCCGCCAGUCCAUGAUGCUUACUUCAUCCCCCUUUCAAGCAACUCCUUCAACUCCUCCACGAAAGAAAACAAGAAAAAAAACCAGUCAAAGAAUUGCGACAUCAAGAUCUCUUGAAAGUGAGACGGUUCACUCCAUCCACUGAGUGACACUCGCCAAUAUAAAGAGCAACUUUGAGAAACAGAAAGACAACAAAACAGUGACUAAUCAUGAGUUCGUAAGUGUCCAUUCCAUUCAAGCGACGAAGGCCCUGAAAAGGCUUUCUCGUUGUGCACUCGGGAUGGCCGAGGCUCGUGAAAGAACAUUAUAUAUAUCCAAGGUGUUAGUCAAAAUUAGUAGAAGAACUCUGCGGCAAGCUUAUGCACUCUUGUAGUUUUGGGCAUGUAUGACUAUGUGAUUAAGGAAUAAAAGGAAUAGUUACACAAGAUAAA